This is a messenger RNA of Drosophila ficusphila, 5745 nucleotides long. It is a transcript of the gene Usp7, whose product is annotated as ubiquitin carboxyl-terminal hydrolase 7. Gene Ontology annotation, molecular function: cysteine-type endopeptidase activity; cysteine-type deubiquitinase activity; protein binding. Gene Ontology annotation, biological process: protein deubiquitination; regulation of protein stability. Gene Ontology annotation, cellular component: nucleus; cytosol. The transcript has 4 exons. The record is from RefSeq and is a predicted model, not a curated record. Bases 709 to 4113 code for a protein of 1134 amino acids. Lineage: Eukaryota; Metazoa; Arthropoda; Insecta; Diptera; Drosophilidae.
GAUAUUUCAGUCUGGCAACCCUGGUCCGUGUGUGUGCGAAAAUAUUAAUUUAUCUGGCCGAGUGUGUUAUCCGUCAGAGCUGUUUGUUUUUAAAUUCAGACGAUACAAGAUCUGUAACAAAAUUUAUGUUUUCGGCCGGGCUGGUAGCUAAGAAAAUAGAAGGCAACGUGCACCGCGCACUCACCGACAGCCAAAAGCAGAGAAACCCACACAUACACACGCACGCAGAUGCCAUAAUUGAGGUGUAUUUGUGUAAUUUCGUUUUGUUGGAAAGAAAGCACACACACGCACAGUGCGAAAUACGAAGAGAAUAGUUUUUUUUUUUGCGAAUUUUGUUCGGUUAGAGUUUUUGUUACCUUGUGUUGAUCCCAACUGCUCAACGCCCUUGCUCCGCCCACCACCCGACAACAAGCGCCACCCCAAAUUUCGCAACAGGAGCGGAGAGCGAGCGGCCGAAAAUAUAUUUAUUUAUAUUUUUUGACAGCACCGAAAAGCAAGAACUUUCUGUUGCGGAGAAACGCCUUUCCAGCAGGCCAGAGAAAAAUUAGUGCGAUAACGCCGCCGAGCGGCUGGAACGGUGAUCCAGUUACUCGAGUCCAGUGAGUCCCCAUUAAAUCCUUCCGACGACCUCCCCCGAUAACGAUACUGCGAUAUCGAUCCUCCGCGGAGGAGCCGCCGAUUUCUAGCACCAUUCAAGUGCCAAGUAAAAUGGACAUAGAAACAGAUCAGUCUAUUGAAGCAAUGGACACCCAGGAUACCCAAGAGGUCGAGAUCCUCACCAGUGACCUCCAGCAACAGACUCCACAGCAGCAGCAACAGCAACAGAAUUCGCCGCCACAAUUGCCGAAAUUCAAGAAUCUUAUCCAGCCACAAUUGCACGCCGUGGGAGCAGUCACCCAAUUGCCCAGCGAGAACGGGAAUGUGCCGCCACAGCAGCUAUUGGCCGACAGCAGUUCUGCAUCCUUUGGCCAGGACGCCGAAGCCAUGGGCAUGGACGAUGAGUCCAAGGAGGAUCAAUUCCGUUCAGAGACCACAUUCUCAUUUACCGUUGAGAAUGUAGCCCAGUUGAAAUCGCAGCGGCUCUCGCCGCCCGUUUAUGUACGCAUGCUGCCAUGGAAGAUCAUGGUCAUACCCAAUGAACGCGCACUGGGCUUCUUCCUGCAGUGCAAUGGGGAGAACGAUUCGCCCACCUGGUCGUGCAAUGCCAUUGCCGAGCUGCGCUUGAAGUGCCACAAGCCGGAUGCACAGCCCUUCACGCGGGCCCGCAUCAAGCAUUUGUUCUACUCGAAGGAGAACGACUACGGCUACUCGAACUUCAUCACCUGGCAGGAGCUGCAGGACGCGGACAAGAGCUAUGUGCACAAUAACAGCAUCACGCUGGAGGUGCACGUGAUCGCGGAUGCGCCGCACGGCGUUUUGUGGGACUCCAAGAAGCACACCGGCUAUGUGGGCCUUAAGAAUCAGGGUGCCACCUGCUACAUGAACUCGCUGCUACAGACUCUGUAUUUCACCAACUCGCUGCGCUUGGCCGUGUAUCGGAUUCCCACAGAGGCGGAUGAUAGCACAAAGUCGGUGGGACUGUCGCUGCAGCGUGUGUUCCACGAACUGCAGUUCGGGGAUCGUCCCGUGGGCACCAAGAAGCUAACCAAAUCCUUUGGCUGGGAGACACUCGACUCGUUCAUGCAGCACGACGUCCAGGAGUUUCUGCGCGUCCUGCUCGACAAGCUCGAGUCGAAGAUGAAGGGCACCUGCCUGGAGGGCACCAUUCCAGGCCUGUUCGAGGGCAAAAUGUCGUCGUACAUCAAGUGCAAGAACGUCGACUACAACAGCACACGCUACGAGACCUUCUACGAUAUCCAGCUGAAUAUCAAGGAUAAGAAGAACAUUUACGAGUCCUUCCAGGAUUACGUGGCCUCCGAGACGCUCGAGGGCGACAACAAAUACGACGCUGGUGUCCACGGCCUGCAGGAGGCCAGCAAGGGCGUGAUCUUCACCGCAUUCCCGCCCGUUUUGCAUCUGCACUUGAUGCGCUUCCAGUACGAUCCGAUCACAGACAGCUCCAUCAAGUACAACGAUCGCUUCGAGUUCUACGAGCAGAUCAACUUGGAUCGCUACCUGGCCGAGAAGGAGAAGACCUCGGCGGACUACGUCCUGCAUGCAGUGCUGGUGCACUCGGGCGACAAUCAUGGCGGUCACUAUGUGGUCUUCAUCAAUCCAAAGGCGGACGGACGAUGGUUCAAGUUUGACGACGACGUGGUCUCCAGUUGCCGCAAGCAGGAGGCAAUUGAACAGAACUACGGCGGCAUGGACGAGGAGAUUUCGUUCCACGCCAAGUGUAGCAAUGCCUACAUGUUGGUGUACAUCCGCCAGUCGGAGCUGGAGCGCGUGCUGAGCGACAUACCCGAGAACGAGAUCUCCAGCCAUUUGGUGGAGCGCCUCGACUUGGAGAAGCGCAUCGAGAUGGCGCGCCGCAAGGAGCGCAGCGAGGCCAACCUGUAUGUGUCGGUGCACGUGAUCCUCGAGGAGUACUUCGAGGGCCAGCAGAAGCGUCGUCUCUUCGACCUGGAGAAGACCCAUCAGCGGCCCUUCAAGCUCAAACAGAAUCAGACCGUUGACGAGCUGGUGGAUAUGUUUGUGAAGGGCUUCGGGGUGCCGCGGAAUCGCAUGCGCAUGUGGAACAUGUGCACCGCCCAGACGCAGAAGUUCUUGUACUUUGACUUCGAGGCGGAGGCGUCGCGCACCAUCGAGCAAAUACCCACGUCGCAGAAGCCAUGGGUCAUCUUCCUGGAGCUGGCCUCGCCGGAGAAUCCCGCUCCCCUGCCGCCCUUCAAUCCGAACACGGAUGUCUUGCUGUUCCUUAAGUACUACGAUGCGCGCAACAAGCGGCUCAACUACAUCGGAUGCACCCAGCAGCCGCAGAACCGACGCCUCAUCGAUCUCGUGCCGGAGGUCAAUCGCAAACUGGGCUUCGAUCCGGAAACCGAGCUGACCAUCUACGACGAGUACGCCGACAAGAAGGUGGCCAGCCUGGGCGAGCCGAUCGAGAGUGUGCUCUUCAUACCGCAGGACCAUUUGCAGGGACACAUCCUGAUCUUCGAACGUGAGUCGGUGGACGACAAGCUGGAUUUGCCGACAGUGGAGGACUACUUCCUCGAUCUGGUCUAUCGCAUCGAGAUCAUCUUUAGCGACAAGUGCAACCCCAACGAGCCGGACUUCACGCUGGAGCUAUCCAAUCGCUACAACUACGAGCAGCUCACCAACGCGGUGGCCGAGCGGCUCAACACCGAUCCACAGAAGCUCCAGUUCUUCAUGUCCAUUAGCAACUACAAGGAAACGACGGGCAAUGCAGUGCCCUACACUUUCAAGGGCACCAUCAAGGACCUGUUAUCGUACACCAAGCAGAGCUCACCCAAGCGCAUAUUCUACCAGCGGCUCUCGCUCAGCAUCCACGAGCUGGACAACAAGAAGCAGUUCAAGUGCGUCUGGGUGAGCAGCGACCUCAAGGAGGAGAAGGAGCUGGUGCUCUACCCGAACAAGAACGACACGGUGAAGGGGCUGCUGGAGGAGGCGGCCAAGAAGAUCACGUUCGCGGAGAACAGCCGCCGCAAGCUGCGUCUGAUGAAGGUCAGCAACCACAAGAUCGUGGCCAUCUGCAAGGAGGACACACCGCUGGACACGCUGCUGAAGACCAGCGAGGCGAUCACGACCACACAGGGCGCCCAGAAGACUUAUCGCAUCGAGGAGGUGCCGCCGGAGGAGAUGCAGCUGGCCGAGAACGAGAUGCUCAUCCCAGUGGCCCACUACAGCAAGGAGCUGUACAACUCGUUCGGCGUUCCCUUCCUCACCAAGGCGCGCCAGGGCGAACCGUACGGCGCCCUGAAGCAGCGCAUCCAGAAGCGACUAAACGUGCCGGACAAGGAGUGGGAGAACUACAAGUUCUGCGUGAUAAUGGGCCACAAUUCGAAUGUGAACGACAACACGCCCAUCGAUCUGGAGGUGUAUCGCUCGUGCACCAGCGGCCAGUUGCCAUUCUUCGGGUUGGAUCACAUCAACAAGUCGCGCAAGCGCAGCUCGCUCAACUUUUCCGAGAAGGCCAUCAAGAUAUAUAACUAGAAGAGGGGAUGAAGAUGAAGUCGUGGAGAAACAUGGAGACACCGAAGGAAGACAGCUGCCUGGAACAGGAGCGAGUCUGCUAUUGACGGGGAGGGAGUUAAAUGAUUAGGGAUUGUGAAAUGGAACUGGAUGGCGCAUGGAAGGCGGACGUUCGGCUGGCGGGCCAUAGUCCUUCAAAAUUGAUCAAAGUGAAGCAGCUAAAAGUAGUCACUCUUUUUGAUGUCCCAUUCGCGAUGCCACUCACUCACAAACACACACACACACACACACCCACAUAUACAACACACACACACAACUCACCCCGAAUGCGUUAAAUAUAUAUAAACUGUUUAUUUUGUAAUCUAACUGCUAAGUCAAAAAAUAGCUAUAUUUAUUAACAACACCCCGCCGCCAAAUGGCCAAUGUUGCAGCAGAAGGCCACGCCACACUACCACGCACACCAGUUCCCCUCAGAUUAGUUCCGAUCCAAUAAUACCGUUUGAGAGCACACACGAUUCCGCUUCCACAUCCUGACCAGAGUAUCAGUUAGCUCGCACCUCGAGUCCCAUACAAAUUUACUGACUUAUUGCUUGAACUAAAGUAACUUCAAUUUAGGCUAAGGCUUUUACGUGUGUGUGUGUUUUCUAUGCUAUAAAAUAUUCUUAACCGAUAAUUGUUUAAUCGCAGGCAGAAGUGAAUUCGAAACAGAACGAAUCGGUUACUUUUGUCUAAAUGUAAAUAAGCGUUCGUUGCAAGUUGCCCAUUAAAAGUAAACAAAACAAAAAACACGUACAUAUGUAAACAAAGAGCAGGCGAAACAAAACCCUAAAACCCUAAAACCUAAAGCUAAAGCUAAAACUAAAACUAAAAGAAAGAGAAAACAAAGGAGAAAUCUAAACUAAAUACCAACAAAAGAUACAUAUAUAUAAAUAUACGAGAGAAAGAGAGCUGUAAACAAAUAAAUGCAACUAAGUAACAAGUAUAACUUUAACGUUUAAACGAAACAAAUUAUUAACAAGAAGAAGUCAUCAAGUCGCGCUAAACGAGACAGAAAGAGACGGAGACAGUUGAUAUAUUCGAGCAGCAUGAGCGAAAGAGACAGCAAAGAAGAUGGAAAAUAUAAGAUUUGUUUCAAACAAUUAUUUGUGAUUUUUAAACAUGAAAUGAUAAAAAUGUAUGCAAAGGACUAGACAACAUAAUAUUAAUUAAUAAAUUACUAUAAUACACAGUUUAGAGCUUUUUCUUUGUUAACUAUAGCGAAAGAACCGAGAUCCGAUAAAAACAAAAGGAAAAAACCAAUCAAAUAAGAAUAGCCCACAACAAAAAAAUAUUUUAACAAUAUAUUACUAUGCUAUUAUUAUUUAUGCAGCAAAUAAUUCAAAUUAUUUAUGUGUACAAAAAAAGAAAACAAACAAAAGUGAAUAAAAUACCAAGAAUUCAUCUGAAAUGUGUGCGGCAAGGAGCGAGGACUCUUUCGUUUCUUCUUGGGCUUAGACUGUUAAAACUUUGUUUGAUUCCUAGGAAAAUAUAGUAUGUAUGUGGGAUGAAUGCUGAUAUUAGUAAUGUAUGGGUUUCACAAUAACCAUUCGUUUUCUGUUCAUUCUUAGUUUUCAAUAAAAUAAUAAACUCCACUAAACGGUUUUAGACUCACAA